AUGAGCUCUCGCGUCAUUCCAAGGGCCUCCAUACGGAGGCUGGCAGCCAGCACGAAGCCAUGCGUCUCUGUCAUCUCCAAGUCCAUUCGGAGUGCUGGGAGCCUUUCUCAGCGGCCCAAUUCUAAUUUCGUCUCAUUUCCAGGAGCCUUGAAGAGCUCUUUCACCAGUUCUCUCAAAUUUGAGACUCCCGAUUCAUACACAGCCCUUCAGACCUAUCGAGUCGUGGAUCAGGAUGGCCAGAUAGUCGACCCCUCCUUCAGCCCUGACAUUUCCGAUGAGACAGUCAUUAAGCUCUACAAGGACAUGUUGUUCAUCUCCAUCAUGGAUCUCAUCAUGUUCGAUGCCCAGAGACAAGGUCGUUUGAGCUUUUAUAUGGUCAGCGCAGGCGAGGAAGCCGUGAGCGUGGGAAGCUCUAGCGUACUAGACAAAGAAGAUGUCGUUUUCUGCCAGUAUCGAGAGCAGGGCUUUUUCAAGGAGAGGGGUUUUACCACUGAGCAAUUCAUGUCACAACUGUUCGCCAAUAAGAAAGACUCUGGUCGGGGGAGAAACAUGCCGGUUCACUACGGAUCUAAGGAAUUGAAUAUCCACACCGUGUCUUCACCAUUAGCAACACAGCUUCCGCAGGCCUCGGGAGCAGCAUAUGCGUUAAAGUUACAGAAGCUUCAAGAUCCCAGCUCAAAGCCGCGAGUAGCGGUAGUAUUUUUCGGUGAGGGAGCUGCCAGUGAGGGCGAUUUCCAUGCAGCGCUGAAUAUUGCCGCCACGCGCUCAUGUCCCAUCGUUUUCAUCUGCCGUAACAACGGGUUUGCCAUCUCCACACCCACUCUUGACCAAUACCGAGGAGAUGGCAUUGCAAGCAGAGGAAUUGGAUACGGUAUUGACACAAUCCGAGUGGAUGGAAAUGACAUCUGGGCCGUCAGAGAGGCCACAAAGAAGGCGCGAGCAAUGGCUCUUGAGGGCGGUGGCAAGCCAGUUCUCAUCGAAGCCAUGACCUAUCGUGUCUCUCAUCACAGCACUUCCGACGACUCCUUUGCAUACCGAGCUCGCGUUGAAGUUGAGGAUUGGAAGCGACGAGAUAACCCCCUAACUCGGCUGAGGAAAUGGAUGGAGGCUAAGGGAUGCUGGGAUGAGACGAAGGAGAAGGAUGCCAGAACCGACCUGAGAAAGGAGAUCUUGAAGGCUUUUGGCGAAGCAGAGAGGGAAAAGAAGCCACCGAUUGCCACUAUGUUCGAGGACAUUUAUGAGGAGCUGACGGAGGACCUCAAGGAGCAAAAGGAGCAACUAAGGACAAUGCUAGAAAAGUAUCCAGAAGAGUAUGAGGUUGGAUCUUUCGAUGGAGGUAUAGACAGCCUGAAGGCUAAAUAA
Molecule: messenger RNA, 1362 nt
Organism: Trichoderma gamsii
Lineage: Eukaryota; Fungi; Ascomycota; Sordariomycetes; Hypocreales; Hypocreaceae
Product: 2-oxoisovalerate dehydrogenase E1 component, alpha subunit
Exons: 2
Coding region: 1-1362 (453 amino acids)
Biological process (GO): branched-chain amino acid catabolic process
Molecular function (GO): oxidoreductase activity, acting on the aldehyde or oxo group of donors, disulfide as acceptor
Source: RefSeq, a predicted model, not a curated record